This is a messenger RNA of Sphaerulina musiva SO2202, 481 nucleotides long. RefSeq lists its product as uncharacterized. Lineage: Eukaryota; Fungi; Ascomycota; Dothideomycetes; Mycosphaerellales; Mycosphaerellaceae. The record is from RefSeq and is a predicted model, not a curated record. Bases 127 to 312 code for a protein of 61 amino acids. The transcript has a single exon.
GUACCGCAAUGGCAGCCGUCCUCGAAGGGUACUACGACUAAACUCGUCAGCAUCGCCCGUGGCAUACCAUAGUGGUUCCGACACUGCACUGCUACUCCUCGAGAUCCGGCACUUCACUAUGCCACCAUGCUGCGCCAAACAACAGCAUCGCCGCUAUUGUUCGGCCUGAGCAGCCGGACAGAAACACUCCAGUCACUGAAAAUAGGGAUAUACUAUGCUGUCAAGGCCUGGAGCCGUCUUCGCCUUGGCAUCUGGGCACACGCAGACACCGCUGGUGGAGAAAGAUAUCCAGAGCCCGUGGGAUACAAGUGAGUAAAUGGGUGCCGAGGACGAAGGCCACUGGUCAAGGACAUGUGGUCACUGUUACUUUAGUGAGGUUCUGCUAUCAAUGCGGGACGAGAAGAGUGUGAUUUUUCAGCACACGGAGCACACUUCAGCGCUGCAGAAUAUACUGAUGAUAAAUUCAAGUACCUUAUACCUG